UUCGGUAUCAGCUGAUAUUUUUUUUGUAUACAAAAUUUUCUAAUAAGAAAAAGGCGUUUGACUGAGAAAAUAUGUAAUCGCCUGAGUCCAAAUUUACCAAAUGAAAUUGUUAAAUAGAUGUAUAAAAGUAAUUUCAAGUGAUGGGUGUCGUUUAAAGAGAAAAGGGAAAGACGCUAGCAAAGGAAAGGUUAAGACAAAAAUUGCAGAGCAAUUAAGAUUAAUUAAAAUUAACCAGAAGAAGAAUUGUAUUGAGUUUUACAAAGCUAUAACAAACACAUACAAGUUUGUGGCAAAAUAGUGAUUCCUAUAUUCAAAAGUAAUUGAUUUGUCUUUACCAAUUGCUACAACGAGAAUAAAAUGCCGCCUUUGAAAUCGUAUCAAAAUGAAUUUAAUGAUGGCUGUCGUAAUGGCAAGGAUUCACCGACGGACGCUGGUGCUACUUGCUCAGAUACCUCUGCCGCUAGUGAUGUAGGUCCUUCUUCAAAUAUAAUUUCAGCGCAACGUUGCAAGCCGUCGCCCUAUUGCAGUGGACAAUAUCCCUUUAAAAUGUUGGAAAAUUUAAAUCAGUUGCGUGGUGAAACUCGCUUUUGUGAUGUAGACAUAGUAGCGGGUGGUACUACUUAUGCAGCUCAUCGCGUCGUCUUAAGUGCUGCCAGUGCUUAUUUUGAAGCCAUGUUCAGGCCCGAAUUAGGUUUGAACGAAGUAAAUCAAAAGACCGUAAUUUUACACACGAUAGACGGUGAGAUUUUAAACAUUCUGCUGGACUUUAUUUACACGGGGAGAUGUGAAAUCACACAGACCAAUGUUCAGGAACUCUUGGCCGCUGCGGAUAUGUUACAGUUGCAUGAAGUAGUUGACGGCUGUUGCGAAUUUUUAUGUCGUGAAUUACAUGCCAGCAAUGCUUUAGGUAUUUUACGCUUUUCAGAGGCACACCAUUGUGAAGCAUUAACUAAAAGCGCACUAAAUUUUGUGCAUGCUAACUUUCCGGCGAUUACCGAAGAAGACGAAUUCUUGGAUACUCCACAAACUUUACUUUCUCAACUGUUAACAUCAGAACUUUUGCGAGUUGAUUCCGAAUCACAAGUAUUUCAAGCUGCUUUACGUUGGAUUAAACACGAUGUUACCCAACGACGAUGUUAUGUUUUUGAAAUUCUCUCAUUGGUGCGCUUAGCGUUGGUACCAGUCAAAGUUAUCGAUCAGGCUUUAAGGGAUUGUCGCGAUAUGUCAGUAAAAGUAGCCUUGCGGUCCAUUUGCCGUGAUAUAGCAUCAAAGCGCGGUCAAUUGGUUCCGUUACGCGUAUGUCCACGCGAAUUAGCCAAAAAAAAUAUCUACAUAAUUGGUGGAUCGCGACGGGAAACUUCAACCACAUGGAAUCCAGAGGACGACAUAUUCGAUACGGUGGCUAAGUUUGAUAUAUUCCGUCGUGAAUGGAAUGAAACGGCACCAAUGGAGAUUGGUCGAAUUUUACCGGGUGUCGCGGCAUUAAAUGGUAAAAUCUAUGUUGUGGGUGGAGAGAGAGGUGCCCAAAUUCUGGCCAAUGGCGAAGUUUAUGAUCCGCAAAAUGAUUGCUGGUUACCAAUAGCUCCAAUGGUAGUGCCACGGUGUGAGUUUGGAUUGUGCGCUUUAGGCAAUAGUCUAUUAGCUGUGGGUGGAUGGAUUGGUGACGAUAUAGGGGAUUCGAUUGAAUGCUACCACUCCGAGGAAAAUGUGUGGCAAAUUAUAGGCAACUUGCCUGAACCGCGUUUUAGUAUGGGGGUAGUAAGCUUUGAGGGCCUUAUCUAUAUUGUGGGUGGUUGUACUACAUCUACGCGCUAUUUGCCGAAUUUAGUGAGCUAUAAUCCUGUUACGCAGGAAUGGGAAUGUUUAGCUCGAAUGCAAGUUCCCCGCUGCCAAAUGGGUGUCGCCAUAUUGGACCGUUAUCUUUACGUUGUGGGUGGUAACAGUAGCUCACAAGGAGUAUUAAGUUCAGUCGAACGGUACAGCUUCGAUGAAAAUAAAUGGUCUAGCGUCUACCCUAUGUCGAUUCCACGUGCUAUACCGGCCGUGGCAGCUGCUGAUGGGUUAUUAUAUGUUGCUGGCGGAGAACAGCCGUGUGAAGCAACUUUCUAUCGAGCUCAGGUUACCAUAAGCGCUGUAGAAUGUUAUGAUCCUUUAACGGAUAACUGGAAGAGUUGUCCCGAUUUGCCGGUGAGUCGUUCGGAAGCAGGAGCCGUAGUUGUUUAACUUCUAAAAUAUCAAACAUCUAAGCUUUAAUUUGAUUACUUUACUUUAAACUCUUAUUACAUUUAUUUUUUAUCGUAUUAUCUUGAAG
This is a messenger RNA of Glossina fuscipes, 2311 nucleotides long. Its product is annotated as actin-binding protein IPP. The record is from RefSeq and is a predicted model, not a curated record. Lineage: Eukaryota; Metazoa; Arthropoda; Insecta; Diptera; Glossinidae. The transcript has 5 exons. Gene Ontology annotation, molecular function: protein binding. The coding region runs from base 358 to 2223 and encodes 621 amino acids.